AUGUUGGCCGACCAGGGCGGGAUGGACCUCAAGGGGAUUCUUUCCUGCGUCUCCAAGGAGGAUUACAUCCGAUGGGCAAUCCAGAGAAUCGAGAGGUGCCGGAUGAAGAUGCGGCUGGGCCAGGGGAGCAGGGACGGCGACAGGGACGAGAUCGCGUCCCGGUUCGUCUUGAUCUUCGAACUUUCCGGCUGGAGCUUUUCCGAUGUCUUCUCCAAGUCAGUGAUGGAAUUGGGCCUGGCGCUGACGCAGAUGCAGGAGGCCAACUACCCCGAGCACCUCAAGCGCGUCUACAUCCUCAACGGGCCCUGGUUCUUCACGAUGGUGCUGGGCGUGCUGAGGCCGUUCCUGGGGCAGGCGACGCUGGACAAGGUCGUCUGCCUGGGGUCGAAGGAGCGACACGCGCUGACGCGGGCCAUCUCGAGGGAGGUCCUGCCCAGGUUCUGGGGUGGGGACAGGGUCGACGAGGACGGGGAUCCGAAAUGCUCCUCCCUGAUCGGGAAAGGCGGAAAAGUGCCCAAGUCCCUUUAUCGAACGGGGAAAAAUGCGAAGGAGGAGCCAGAAGAGGAACGGGAGGACAGAGAGCCGGAGGAGGAGGAGCCGCGGACAACCAUCGGGAUGCUCUUCCGAUGCCGAACGAGGGAGCGGGAGCGAGUGGACGGUUCUCAGGAGGAUGUCUCUGGGGAGAUCCUCCUCCAGGAGUCCGGUCUGAAGCUACCAAUUCCGUUCGUGCAGUUACAGGAGAGGUUGCAAGACGUCACCAUUCCGGAGGGGAUCCGUCACGAAGUCUUCCUCCUCAAGUUCCUCAAGGCGAGAGAUUACGACUUGGAUAAGACGGAGAAGAUGUUUCGAGCCGUGGAUGAGGUCCUACACCUCCGAAUUGACCCUCGACACUCGAAGCAGCGAGUGGAUCCAAAGGAAAUCGGUCUUAAUGGUAUCACCCGGACAUCCAUAUUUGUGAAGCACCUGGAAUGGAGGGAGAAGUGGAGGCCGGAGUACCUGCGGGAUGAGUGGAAGGUCCCGGAAGUGCUGCAGAUAUACGCGACGAACGGCUUCCUUGGAUUCGACUUCGAAGGGUCACCCGGCGGGAUGGACCUGGAGGGGAUCCUCUCCUGCGUCUCCAAGGAGGAUUACAUCCGAUGGGCCAUCCGGAAGUUAGAGCAAUGCCGACAGAAGAUGCGGAUGGACCCUGCGGACGAGAGCGGGAAUGAGGGCAGGACGCAGUUCGUUAAUGUCUGCGAACUUCAAGGCUGGUCCUUCUCCAAGAUCUUCUCCAAGUCUGUGCUGGAUUUAUCGUCAAUCAUGGCGGAGAUGCAAGAGGCAAACUACCCCGAACACCUCAAACGCACCUACGUCCUCAACGUGCCUUGGUACUUCACGAUGGCGAUGAACAUCAUAAAGCCGUUUCUGCGCCGGGCCACGCUGGACAAGUUCGUCUUCCUGGGCGGCAAGGACCAAUACGUGCCCGUGUUGACUCAGGUCAUCCCGAAGGAGAUUCUGCCCAAGUUUUGGGGCGGGACCAGGGUCGACGAGGAUGGGGAUCCGAAAUGCCCUUCAGUUAUCGGGAAAGGUGGAAAAGUGCCGGAGUCUCUGUAUCGAAAGAAUAAAAAUGCUAAGGAGGAGAAGGAGAAGGAGCAAGAGGAGGAAGAGUCCGGAGGUGGAGAUGAAGGAGUGAAGACCCUUCGCGGCGGGGAAGCCCUGAACCUGGAAUGCCGCGCUUCCCGUCCGGGAUCGCUUCUCAGCUGGAAGUUCAGUACCGAAAUGGAUGGGGUGGAGUACUCAGUACUCCGGCUCGAAGAUGGGGAGGAGGCGGGCAGCCACCUGGAGACUGGACGGUCGGUUAGGGAGCGGGAGCGAGUGGACAGUCACCGGGAGGAUGUCUCUGGGGAGAUCCUCCUCCAGGAGCCCGGUCUCUACUGCCUUCGGUUUCAGUCUGAGCGCACCAGUGACAGGCUCAGCUACGCCAUCGUCGUCAUCCCUCCUCUUGAUCCACUGUAAUCCCUCUCUUCCCACCGGUGAAUUUGAUGUAUAUGGAUAUAUGCAUUUCUUAAUAUGACAUGCA
Messenger RNA from Darwinula stevensoni, 2059 nucleotides. NCBI's taxonomy places the organism in Eukaryota, Metazoa, Arthropoda, Ostracoda, Podocopida, Darwinulidae. The record is from the annotation of a GenBank genome assembly.